This is a messenger RNA of Schizophyllum commune H4-8, 1400 nucleotides long. RefSeq lists its product as uncharacterized. The transcript has 5 exons. NCBI's taxonomy places the organism in Eukaryota, Fungi, Basidiomycota, Agaricomycetes, Agaricales, Schizophyllaceae. Bases 6 to 1283 code for a protein of 425 amino acids. Gene Ontology annotation, molecular function: zinc ion binding. Gene Ontology annotation, cellular component: peroxisomal membrane. Gene Ontology annotation, biological process: protein import into peroxisome matrix. The record is from RefSeq and is a predicted model, not a curated record.
CCGCCAUGUCCGGCCGCGCUGCUUGGGAGGACGCUUGGGAGCGUGCUCUCCCUCGCAUAUCCUCGCUCAGAACCUCUAUUGCUAUAAAUCCUAUUGUCUCCCGUGUAACAAGGGUCGGCAAGCUUGACUCCGAGCUUUUGGACCAAGAGCUGGUCCAAUUACUCGAAGAACCGCUGAAGAAAGCGCUCGCGUUGCUCAAUAACAAUCUCAGAGCACAGUUCCAGCCUGAGCUGACGCUGCUGAUCCAGCUCACGCUGUAUAAGCUGUCAAUCUGGAAUCAAGGCGCUAGCUAUGGUGCCCGCCUUCAAGACCUACGAUAUACCGCUCCAAAAAAUACUGCUCGACAAGCACGAGCUCCGUCCGGUCUUCCCAGGCGCUUAUUGUUGUUGCACGGCGCUGCCACGUUGCUCAUACCCUACUUGCACGGAAAAUUGCGGACUUAUGCGCUAUCGAAAGCAUGGCCAGAUGCGCCGUCGUCAGACCGGAGGAGAAAGUUGUGGGAGUUGUUGACCUCUUUGGAGUCCUCCUACGCCGCCUUCAGCUUGGCCAAUUUUGUGGCGUUUUUGUGGAAUGGACGAUAUCGCACCAUUGCUGAUAGACUAUGCAAGCUGGAGCUGACGCCCUCGUCGCGCGCCAGCCAGCGGAAUGUCAGCUACGAAUUCAUGAACCGCCAGAUGGUGUGGCAUGCGUUCACUGAAUUUCUUCUUUUCUUCCUCCCCUUGAUCAACGCUCGCGCGGUCCGGAGACGACUCUCAAGCGCCAUGACCACUGUGACCGACGCCUUCACCAUAACCUCGCGCUCCGGGCCCACCAAACGCCAUCGACGCGGGAAGUACUGGUCUCUCCCCGAAGACCAGUGCGCCAUCUGCGCCGAGAACGCGGCCUACAACUUCAAUCUUGCCGACUCGAGCAACGCGCUGACUUCCCUUGCCGGUGCAAGUGCCAGUACGUCCAUGCCGGAGUCCAGCUCAGAGCCGCCACAAUUCCCUAUCAACGUGCCCUACGCCGCGUCCUGCGGGGACGUGUACUGCUACCACUGCCUCGCUGAGCGCCUGAUGCGCGUCACCGACGAGGGCGGCGCGGCGCAGGGCUGGGAGUGCCUCCGCUGCGGCCAGGGCGUGCACACUGGGGAGCGAUGGGUAGCACCGAUCGAGUACGUGUCGAGCGGGGACUCUAUGAGCGAGUACGACUUCACGUCGGACAUGGAGGCCACGGAUUUGUCGGGGUCGCUGGUCAGCGGUAGUUACAGCGAUGAUCUGAGUUCGCCGGAAGGCAACCAGUAGCGGAGUAGCAUUGGACAGCGAUGAUAGCGAACAGGCUAUGGAGAACUAAGUAGAGCAAGAAGAUAUGGUAAGAUGGGAUAUAUGAUGUCGGAGAUCCUCUCAAGAUAUGCAAGCAGG